AUGAUGAAAAAAGGUUCAGUUUUCGCUGGUAAAAAAGGUCCGAUGACCACUGGCUAUGGUACACCAGUUAAUAUUUCAUCAGCGUCAUCAUCAUUUUUCGAUAAUAGCCUUCAACAAAUGUCGCAUAAUCCAUUGGGAGGAGCUCCAAGAAAUUGGCAAGCAACACCUUUAAGUUCACAUCGAUUUCCUGCUCCUCAUCAUCCAGUUCAACAACCAAAUUCAACGACAAGUAUUCGAACACAUCCUUUAGCUGCAUCAGUUGCUGUUACAAAUACACCAAAUUCAAGUAUGAUCAAUCGAGUUAAACCAUAUACGCUUCAAGGUCUUGUUGAAAGUCUCAAUGAGAUACUUGCUGAACUUGGUAUUCCACAUUCAAUGCGUUAUGAUACAAAAUAUGGCUUUGAAGAUAUUCUAACUGUACUCGAUCAAUUAACAAAUCCAUCACGUUAUGAAGCUCAUCGUUUUCAACCAUUUCCACCACUACCUCAACCUUCUAAACCCGGUGGAAAAAUAUCAUUAACCGAUCGUUGGGCGUAUCUAAAACAAGUUCUUCUAGCAUAUCGUCUUUCUAAUCUCGACCAAUUAACACGUAUUAAACCAGAACGUGUGAUGGCACAUGAACAUAUAAUGAUUAUGAUUGAAUUAUUAAUACAAUUAGUUACAUGUGUACUUAAAAGUCAACAAGAACAAGAACGUAUAUCAACCAAUAAUUAUCUAACUGAAUUUAAAGUAUUGAUGCGUCAAAUGUUUUGGAUUGGAAGACAUAGUCCUGUUGUUAUGGAAGAAUCCAUGCAUGAAUUGAGACACCAUAUCUAUGCGAAAGACAAUCUUGAAGUCGUUGAUCGAUUGAAACAUGAAAAACAAAUGAAUGAAAUGACCGUUGAACGUGACCAAUUAAAAUGUGAAUGCGACCAAUUGAAAGCUACUCGUAAUGGACUGGAAAAUGAUUGUACAACAUUAACAACUUCGAAUGAGAAUGAUAUUAUUGAAUUUACUCGAAAACAAGAAGAAUCAUCUGAUGAACAAUCAAAACUAAUGGAAUUGACACAAAUUGUUGAACAAAAAGAGAUGGACAAAAAGCAUUUAACUGAUCGUAAUCAAUUAUUGUCAGAUAAGCUGUUCAGUCAGCAAACAGAUGUUGAAUUACAACGUCAUAUUCGUUCAAAUAAUGAACUUAAACAACAACAUGAAGUUCUUCUUUCUACAUUACUUCUUGAACAACAAUUACAUACAACAGCAUCCAACGAACAUAAACGACUUGUUAAAGAAUUACAAGAAUGGCUUGGUAAAUAUCAAAUAUUACUCAGCGCCUAUAAACACAAAGCACCUCGUCCACCACCAACAGCGGUUGAUUUUGAUCUGAGCGAUAUUAUUGGUGAUACAACAUCAAAUAUAAACAAUGAUUCAGUUAAACAAGCUCAAAUAGCUAUUGAAAAUUUAACAAAAGAAAUCAUUGCACAAGAAAUUUUAUUAGCACAACGUCAUCGUGAUCUUGAACAAGAAUCAAAACAAAAAAUUGAAGAACUUCAGUCUGCUGAACGUGAAUGGAAAUCGGCUGCUAAACAUGGUCAACGUCGAGCAGCUCAACAAAAUGAAUUAAGUCGUUUUCAACAAGAAAUUCGUUUGAUUGCAAUCAAAGUUGUUGAUCUUGAACGACGUACUGAAGAAAAGAAAGCUCUAACAACUGAAUUAAAGAAAGAAUUCGACCGAAUUAAAUCUGGUAUUAUUGAUUUAUUAUCUCGUUUCGAAUUAUUAGAAACGAAUUAUGUUAAUAAAGAAGAAGAAGUUCGUACUCAUCUAUCAUGGUUUAUGUUUGAUCAAACUCAAUUAGCCAAAGUUUUUCGACGUGAUGUUGAAGAAUUGAAACGUUUACAACAAGAACAUCUAUCAAAAUUAGAUACCAAUGCAAAUCUAUCAUCAUUCGAUGAACUUUUACAACAACAAGUUAAUAAAUAUUAUCAUUAUAUGAACUUUGAUGAUGAUGAAGAAGACGAAGAGAACGAAAAUCUCAAUCAUAAGGUUAAGUUAGUUAAUGAAUUAGAUAAAUUACAUGAUGACCAUGUUUCAUGGUUGAAAAAGAAGAAGAAAGAUUUGAAAACAACAGCGCCUAUUGUCGAACGAUUACAAGAACUCUACAAUCAUUUACCAAUGCUUGAUUUUCAGAUUAAUCGUAUUGAGUUCAUAAGUAACGAAUUUGGUUGUGGAUUAAAAAAGCAAAAGUUAAUAAUGAACGACUCUGAUGAAGAUAUUGAUCCACUUAUGGGUCCUGUAGCUGAACUGAUGGCUGAACAUAAUCUCGCCUCAACAACAACGACAACAACAACAAGUGACAUGCAAAAAACCAUUCAAUCAAUCGAAACUCUUGAUCAACAAAUUAAUAUUCUCGAUUAUUUAUCAUUUUUUAAUAUUCAUUUACUCUUCAGAAAUAUCUUUAAUUAUAUUCUCGAUACUCAAUGGUACAAUUACAUGAAGAGAACAUUUCCAAAAGUUGAGCAAGACAUAUUUUCAAAUCGCACACAAAUGUACUCAUCGUUAAAACGAUUACUACUACUCUUACUUAUCUACGCAAUAUCAACAUUACCAUUACCAUAUCUAUUUCAUAUUAUACUUAUUAUUGAUAUUUUAUAUCUUUUUAUUAUUGAUUUUAUUUUACCACUUUACAUUUAUUAUAACUGGUUUAAUUGUUUAAAAUCUAUUCGUUUAUUUUUAAAUACGAUUCAAAAUCAUCAACAAUGGCUAAUAACAAUUCAUGGUUUUCAAUUAAUUCGUCCGACAUCGUCCUUAUUCGAAAAUGAACUAUAUGAACUUCGUCGCCGAAUAUUUGAAGAAUUAAAAAAACAUUUUCUAUAUUCUCGUCAAACAGCUCAACAAUAUUCAAUUCACAAUGAACAAUUAAUAUGUUAUAUUGAUCUCGAGGAGUUCGGUCCAUUAAUAAUUCCAACAGAUGAACAUGAUUAUAAUAAAAUAACAAAUUACUACGAUCAAACAUCAAUUAAUUCAUUGUUAAAAUUAUGUCAUUUACAAAUUAAUGAAUGUAUACAAUUAAUAAAUUUAAAUCGUCCAAAAUCCUAUGGGAUAUUUUAUAAUUAUAAUAAACUUUUAUCGAAAUCGAUACUAUGUUUGAAUAAAAUAAAACAAAACUGUUCUAUCAUGAUUGAUUAUAUUGAUAAUGAAAAGCUUUCUUCGAAAAAAUUAGUGUCUUCUUAUUUUCUACUUCGUUCGAAUUGUGAACAAUUAUUCGAUAUGAAUGAAAAGAAUUCUUUUAACGAUGAACAAUUAAAACGUAUUAUUCAAGAUCUUAAAACCGUUGUUUAUUCACUUGAAGGAAUACAAAUAAAACCGAAAACAUCAAUAGAACAAUCAAAUAAUGAAGAAACAGUAUCCAAUGAUAAUCAUUCAUCGAAUAUAUCAAGUUAUCAUCGAUUUGAUGAUGAAAUAAAAGAAUCUACAGAUGAAAUUCUUGUAUGUGAUACAGGAAAAUUAAAUGACGAUGAACUUAAAGAGAAUCGUUUAGAUAUUGAUGAUUAUGAUCAAAAAUUCUUACGUGAACAAACAAAUUAUCUUAUGAAAGAACUCCAAAUAGCAAUACAAGGAAAAAAACAAGAAUGGACUGAACGUGAACAACGUUUAUUAGGAAAUGUAGACAAUAAUAAUGACAAUCCAGUAAUUCAUAAAGAAGAAGAAGAAGAAGAAGACAAAAAACCAAUUAUUGAUAAUGAAUCGUUCGAAAAAUUAUCAUCAAUGCCAAAUACGAUAUCAAUGCUUGAUGAACUCAAACAUACAUUUGUAUUAAAUAAAAAGAAACUUAAUACGAAUGAAGAUGUAUUCGGAGAAGAAGAAGAAAUUUUCGAUGAUGAUGAUGAUGACGACGACUGA
This is a messenger RNA of Rotaria socialis, 3876 nucleotides long. Lineage: Eukaryota; Metazoa; Rotifera; Eurotatoria; Philodinida; Philodinidae. The record is from the annotation of a GenBank genome assembly.